Molecule: messenger RNA, 6163 nt
Organism: Polyodon spathula (Mississippi paddlefish)
Lineage: Eukaryota; Metazoa; Chordata; Actinopteri; Acipenseriformes; Polyodontidae
Gene: cfap43
Product: cilia and flagella associated protein 43
Exons: 38
Coding region: 57-5066 (1669 amino acids)
Biological process (GO): cilium assembly; sperm axoneme assembly
Cellular component (GO): axoneme
Molecular function (GO): protein binding
Source: RefSeq, a predicted model, not a curated record
UAAAAGAAAACAUACAGUACGAGCACACUUCUCUUGGAAAUAGUUAUUCGGUUUAAAUGUAUAUUGAUACAAUGAAAAGUAUCGGUUCCUUGGAAGUCAGAUGGGUGCAGGGUUUUACCAGCCAGCGUGUGACAUUCGCUGACAGAACUACGGUGUGCUACUCUUGUGGGAAUCAUGUCAUUUUCAUAGACCUGGAAACAAAGAAGCAGCGUGUGCUUCAGAGUCCAGGAGGGAGCAUCGGUGCCCUUGCAGUGAAUGUGCGCACCAGGGUGGUGGCCUUCUCAGAGCAGAGACUUAACCCCUCCAUCCAUGUGUACACCUUCCCUCAGUUUGAAAAGCAGAGUGAGCUCAAAGGAAAAGCCAAGUUGGAGUAUACAACACUGGCUUUUAGUUAUUCUGGCGCAUAUUUAGCCAGUUACUCCUCAAUUCCGGAUCACACCCUAACGAUAUGGAACUGGCAAGAUGGGGUCCCUCUCUGCAGUGAAGCCCAACCAGGAGUAGAGGUCACGAGAUUGAUGUUUAACCCUAUGAACUGGCACCAAUUGUGCAUGACCAGUGAGAGAUCUCUUAAAGUUUGGAACAUUGAGAGAAGUGACACUCUUCAUUGUAUGAAACCCAUCAUGAUCAGUAUGCCAGCUUUAGAACCUUCUGUUCCUCAGACAGAAGAUGUUUCCUCCAGUUACCUGGACAGCAAGUUUUCUUACUAUGGACCUGUGAUGCCUGUCUCAGCUAUAUCAGGGCUCGUGGGAGAGAUGGCAGAAACAUUUGUGCCAAAAGAAGCUAUGAAAAAGCAGAUUCGCCCCACCUCGUUCUGUUGGACCUCAACCACUGACCUUUAUGUGGGCUGUGAGGAAGGCCACCUGAUGCUUGUGAGCCCUGAGACAGGGAAAGUGACUAUGCUUCAUAACCUGUGUGAGAAGCAUCCUCCUGGAGAUAGCCACCAUGUCCUGCAACAGGGAAACCUGGACAGUCUGGCCCUGCACAAGGAUGGACUUUAUGCAGCAGGGACUGAUGGCAUUCUGCGCCGCAUUCACAUCAAGGGGGUGAACAUAGAGGUGGAUAUUUGCUGCGCAUUGGAGGAACCAAUCAGAAACAUUGAAUUCUCACCAGACUUCGAGUCAAUGGUCCUGGCUAGCCAUAAGGGAGCUAUUUACAGGUACAGCCCAGGCGAGCCUGGGGAGGUGUCGAGAAUUCUGGAUGUCCGUAGUGGGAACUUCGUGGCAGCAGCUCCUCUAUCUCCAGGCAAUCAGUAUUGUGUGUCAGUCAGAGAAUCUGGAGAAGUUCAGGUUUGGUCAUUGGAAGACGGGGACUGCACCAGCGCCUUAUCUCUUAAAGUGCAGGCAACAUGUCUGGCAUGCUGCCCCAGUGCUCGCUACUGUGCUGUGGGGACGGCCUCUGGACAUGUCUACUUCAUUGAUCUGACGAAGGUGGAACAGCCUCGUGUAGUUCACAGGGUUCACCUUUACAAUGCACCACUGGGACAGCUGCACUUUGAUCAAGGAGGACAGUAUCUGCUCACUGGAGCUCCAAAUAAACACAUCUUUAUUCUAGAUGCCAGGCCAUCCAAAAUGUUUGCAGUCUUUGGAUACACAGUGGCAGCAGGUUUUGUGUUGGGCCUCUCCGCUGUUUUCAACAAGGACAACAGACAUGUGAAGGUUCUGGCUCUAGUUACUCUGGAGGAAGCAGCAAACAUUAAGGAAGGGACCCGACUGGAGAUGUUCACACUGCCACACCAGCUAUUUACAGGAGCUCUAGGAGGUCACACAAACAACCGUGGAGUCUUUAUUGAUGACGUCCUGCAGAAACGCAUGUUUGAAGUAGCACAGCCGCUCUCUUCAGCGGUAUUGGGAACAAACAAUAGGGUGUAUGGCUACUGCAACAGGUCCAAGUCCACCCAGAAGUUCAUGCUGGCUGAGGGGGACAUGAAGGGAGUCUCACAUGUGAACCCAGAAAAGGAAGUUGAAGGUCAUCAGCUUGGUCCAGCGUCCCUUAUUUUGUCUCCCCAUCAGCAGUGGUUGGCCUCGGUCAGCAAGGAUGGGCUGCUCCGCAUUCGAGAUAUUUCCAAUUUAGGGACUUAUGUCCAAGUGCAGUGCCACUCGUACAGGACUGAUGGGGUUCGAUCACUGUCCUUCUCAGUGGACAGUCAGGCCAUGUUGACCACUGGCUUCAGUGAUGGUGCCCUUGUCUGUGUUAAAUGGAGAGUUGAUACUGCUGGCAAAAUGAAUGCCGCCAUUGAAUAUGGCCAGAGUGUCAUGUCACAACUGGAGACUUCUGUGAUGUUGGGAAACAAGAGCCUCAUGGAAAUGCCUGAGUGGAAACCAGCUAAAGACACACCACCUUCAUCUGCAGUGGAGAAAGAGGCACAGGAGGCCAGUCAGAAGAAGAAUGUGGAGGUGACUGUGGAACACAGUUACACCAACCUCCCUUUUGUCAGCCCUGUGGAUGCCACUUGGCUCGACGAGAAGCUAGAUGAGGCAAUCAAAGAGGAGAGCCUGGAGUUCACAGAUACAAAGAAAAGCCUGAGGAAAGGCAUUAAAGAGCUUCGAAGGACAAUCCAGGCUAUGAUGCGUGAGAAUGAAUCCUUGUCCGAGAUUGAGAAACUUGAACAGCAGGAGUUUAACUUGGACGUGGAAGAGCAGAAUAGGUUGCAAGUUGAGGGAGAACAGGAAGUUGCCAGGAUCUGCAGUGAGAUUGAGCUGGAGAACCUGGCCAAGUGCUACCUGCGUGAUGUCAUCAAAAAGGAAUGCUGGGACUCUAUGGAGGUCAAAGGUCGUUCAAUUAAGGCAUUCUGCUCGGAAUAUGAAGUGAAGAACUAUCCAAUGAAGGAGCGAACUCAGAAGGAGACUGAGGAGCUGGUGCGAAUCAGCCGUCUGAGGAAGAUCGAAAUGGCUGAUCUACAGAUUCGGAAGGAGAUAACUGAGUUCCAGACAAAAGCGCAGUCUGACAAAGAUGAAGAGGAGAUAGAGGAGGAGGGAGCAAAUGAGUUGGAGAACCCAGCUCUAACAGGCAGUCUGAGCUCCCAGUACGAUGGCUGUAACCCUUAUCUGUACAGCCAAUUCAGCCUGCACACCAAAGAGGAGAAAAUCAACCAGAUCAUUCUACUACAGGAUGUCAUUCACAGCGUUAAAUUAGCUUUCAACAAGGAGUUUGAGUCCGUUUUCAAGCAGAAGGAACAGGAGGUCAAUCGGGUGAAGGACAAGAACCAGAGGCUUCAGGAGAUAAUGACAGAGCUGGAUCUGAAGGAGAAGCUCUGGGAACCAGAGCUCUGUGAUAAUGAAAAGCCAGAACGGACUCUCACUGUGGACGUUUCAGAAAUCAAAGUUGAAAAAUAUCUCACUCCAGAACAGAAGCGGAAAACAGAAGAGCUAGCCAAGAUUGAGGAACAAAGAAGGCUGGCUGCACAGGGUGACAACGCUAGAGAGCGAGCUCUUGAUGACAUGAUGGGUGGAGUCCUUGAGAUGAAAAAAGAGGAUAUUCUAAAAAUGGAGAUUCCACAGCCAGAGUUCAUGUCCAAGCCUGAAACACAAUGGUUGGAAGAUGAGAAGAAGCAGUUUAAAGAAUAUGAAAAGAAAGUAAAGGAAUUGAAUGAGGAACGAGAAAAAUACAGAAAGACAUUGGAAGCAGAAAUGAAGAAACUGCAGACCUCCAUCAAGGACUCGACCCAGGUCUUCGAUGAAACACUGAACAGACUGUUUGAGAGGAAGGUGAAAUCUGAAAUGGUGAUCUACCAGGAGGAGCUCAAAAUUGCAAAUUUGGUAUUCUCAAUUCUUAUCGAGGAAGAGUUGGUUAACAGGGAGACAGAGCUCAAUCACCUCCUUGAUAAGACAAGGAAGAUGAAGCAUGCUAGUGCAGAGGAAUUAAAAAAUUGCAAAGCGCAAGUUGACGCCUUCAGAGAGACCUACGAUAACAUUGUGGCAGAAGACAAACUGCUUGACCGAGGGUUCAGAAAGGAGUUUUUUGAUGUGCCCACCAGUAUGGUUGACCAGCUGUACAAACUUUACAAGCGCAGACCCAGGGUACAGAGGAUGAGAACACAAAUCGAUACAGUCGGACCAGCAGACCAGCCAGGCUCAGUACAAGCCAUCAGGGAAGCACUCGCCCCAUUAAUGAAAGCCAUGGAUGAGCUGGAUGACCCACAAAACAUGCCUGAGGGACUGGAUCUGUCCAUCUGGCAACGGUUCUGUCUGUCCAGAAGAACCAAAGUGGAGAGUGAACAAAUGGUGAAACAGAAGGCUCUCACUUUGGCUGAGAUGCAAGCGUUUCUGCAGAAAAGAACCGAAGAAGAUGAGAAGCACAAACAUGACACUGAAAAGAUCAUAGAUGAUCUCAAUGGACUUCGUGAAGAGAAAAUGCGGUUUCAGUUGGAUCUCAUUGUUCAGUUCUUGCUGAAACAAGGAAGUGUGGAAGUGGAUGGCAGCAACUUCAUUGCAGACUAUUCCGAUGCACUCCUCCUUCAUAGGGGUGCUGUGGAGGAUCUCAACGGAACAAUCAGGACAUUAGGGGAGCAGAAGAUAGCGAGCAUGGUGGAGAGUAAAGACUUCCGAAAGGGAAUCAUCCAGCAGGAAUGGGAACACAUGAGAAUGAGAAUGCAGAUGGAGGAUCUGAACAACAAGGCUCGGGAUAUCCAGAUGCUGAAAGUGUCCAGAGAACUGCAAGCGUAUCUGAAUGAGACUGACCACGAAAGCUGUUCAGCCAAGCAGAUGUCUGUUCUGGAGCAAACACUAGUCACCCAAAAGAAGAACCACAAAAAGAACGUAAAAAAUGCUAAAAGGAUUAUCAAGGGGCUGGAGAGACAGAUCACCCGUAAAGACAAGGAGAGAGACAGCUUGGAUAAGGAGCUGCAGGAACUGCUGGUGACAGUAUCUGAAAGAAGACACGUCUACGAUGCCAUUGCUAUGGAAGAUAACACAGCGAUCAACAGGGAAAAACGAUACCAAGACAUCAUUGAGAGACGGAAGCUGGUGGACUUGGCAAGGACACAAGCCCAAGAGGUUGCCAUCCUCAGAGCAGAGGUUGAGAGGCUGAGAAUGAAGACUUUCCCUGCAUUGGUUCAAAUGGGACACUGAGCUUUACGAAAGCAGAACAAAUUACCCUUACAAAAUUAGAUAGACUGACACAUUUUAGCUUGUACAACAAAAAGAUCGAUGUCAUUUAAUUUAGAGAAUAGCAUUUAAAUAUUUUAACAUUAUUGUUAACAUAUGGCAUUAACUUAAUAAAAUAACAAAUAUGUUUUUCCUUUUAAAUAAAGUAUCAUUGAACAAACUGUCUUCUGCACUGUCACUACUGUUUUCUGCACAUUCUUGUUCCCUAAUGAACAAGACAUGGAACUGCCACUGCUGGGCUGAAAAUGUUCUAAUGGGUGGGUACUGGCUUGGCUAAACAGGCUGAACAGACUGAUAUCUGCAUGUUUCAAAGUUACUGUUCAGGUUGCUUUAAAUCCCACACCUCUAAUAUGGGGUCUCUGCAGACAAAUACAAAUACCCCAGCCUUUAAAGUAAAAUAUUAAAUUUGUUCUGCUGAAACCCAUAAGAUUACGUGUAUGUGAAGGCUUCCUCUGUCUUGUCAUAAUGCAGCAGUGUGCCCUCCAGUCCCAGGCUGUCUAUGAGAUGUGUGAGGCUCAGCUUGCUGCCAUCUGCAGAAAGAGCCAACUGGAGUUCAUACAGGACAGACUGGCUGCUGCUUUGCUAUUUGUCUAUCAGAGAGCGGAGUUAUGUAAGGUCAUUCUGUACAGCAAAUGCAUCUUGUAAGCUUUGUAAAUGUGUAAACCACACCCACUGACUGUCAGGUCUUUUGCAGUACAGCACUACACACUUACAGUGCCCUCUGCUGCACAGUUAAAUCUCCAGGCUCCUAAAUGCAUUAUCUAUGAAUGUCAAGUUGUUUGUUAACAGCGAUACAUUAUAUAUUUUAGUAUCUGUGAAGAAAUGUUCUCACGGUUUACAACAAGUUCUGUUAUACUGUAAACAACCGACCCAAUUACUGUUUUUAUAUUGUCUAAUUUUGAAUCAAGAUAUUGUUUCAGAUUAAAUUCUAAAAUUGUGUUCCAGCAAGUGUUUCCAUAACCGUUCACAAACUCCAGCGUCCUAUAGCAUGACACUGUAUUUUGACUGCACCGUAUAAUCUUUUAGUCUGGGACUCCAGAUAAAUAAAUAAACUAAUUAAC